AUGUCUCGCGACGCGAAGCAGUGCCGACUGAUUCUACCAGCAAGUGCGAAGGCUCGCUCUAGCGCGGGCCCGUCUCCUUGGAAGCACGACGAGCCCAGCCCUCAGGUUCUGCACACCGUUCAGGCGCACAUCCGUUUCUGGCACCACCAUCUUCAGCCCCAGGAUUCGUUCUUGGUCGUUGAACCCGAUAUCGUUGGUCACAGCGUCGAUUGGUGGUGA
Messenger RNA from Talaromyces atroroseus, 219 nucleotides. RefSeq lists its product as hypothetical. The coding region runs from base 1 to 219 and encodes 72 amino acids. The transcript has a single exon. NCBI's taxonomy places the organism in Eukaryota, Fungi, Ascomycota, Eurotiomycetes, Eurotiales, Trichocomaceae. The record is from RefSeq and is a predicted model, not a curated record.